Messenger RNA from Galeopterus variegatus (Sunda flying lemur), 1098 nucleotides. RefSeq names its product purinergic receptor P2Y, G-protein coupled, 11 (gene P2RY11). Gene Ontology annotation, biological process: cellular response to ATP; calcium-mediated signaling; G protein-coupled receptor signaling pathway. Gene Ontology annotation, cellular component: plasma membrane. The record is from RefSeq and is a predicted model, not a curated record. The coding region runs from base 1 to 1098 and encodes 365 amino acids. The transcript has 2 exons. NCBI's taxonomy places the organism in Eukaryota, Metazoa, Chordata, Mammalia, Dermoptera, Cynocephalidae. Gene Ontology annotation, molecular function: G protein-coupled ATP receptor activity; neurotransmitter receptor activity.
AUGGCGGCCACCAUGUCAGGUGCCAAACCCUGCCCAGCCAACUUCUCGGCAGCUGCUGACCGUAUCCUCAACAGCUUCCAGGAGGGCUUCCUGUGGCCCAUGCUGCUGGCUGACUUCUUGGUGGCCGUGACCGGCAACGGCCUGGCCCUGUACCGCUUCAUCACCCGGGAGCAGCGCCCGUGGUACCCAGCCGUGGUCUUCUCAGCCCAGCUGGCAGUCAGCAACCUGCUCUAUGCCCUGACACUGCCCCCACUGGUGGCCUAUUUCUACCCCCCAAAAAACUGGCGCUAUGGGGAAGCCCUGUGCCGCCUGGAGCACUUCCUGUUCGUCUGCAACCUGCAAGGCAGCAUUAUCUUCAUCACCUGCAUCAGCCUCAACCGCUACGUGGGCAUCGUGCACCCCUUCUUCACCCGCAGCCACCUGCAGCCCAAGCAUGCCUGGGCCGUGAGCGCUGCUGGCUGGGCCCUGGCAACCCUGCUGGCCGCACCCAUGCUCGGCUUCUCCCACCUGAAGCAGGAGGUGGGCACAGGCAGCAUCAAGUGCGUGGGAACUGCAGGGGACAGCCACCUCGAGGCCUACCGAACCUACAGCCUGGCACUGGCAGGACUGGGCUGUGGCCUGCCACUGCUGCUCACGCUGGCCGCCUACUGCGCCCUCGUGCGUGCCGUGCUGCGCAGCCCCGGAAUGAGGGCGGCUGAGAAGCUGCAUGUGGUGCUGCUGGUGGCCAGCGGUGCAGCCCUAUAUGCCAGCUCCUACGUGCCCUACCAUGUCACACGGGUGCUGAACGUGCAUGCUCGGCAGCGCUGGAGGGCUCUCUGCCCGGGCUUUGCGAAUGAGACCCAGGCCCAGGAGGCCCUGGAGCUGGGCUUAUAUGUGGGCCACCAGGUGAUGCGAGGCCUCAUGCCCCUGGCCAUCUGCCUCCACCCACUGCUCUACAUGGCCGUGGCACCCAGCCUGGGCUGCUGCUGCCAAUGCUGCCCUCGCUGGAGGGGGUGCCGGGAUCCAGGGGACACCGAGACCUUUGGCCAAGCCAUGCCCCUAGAUGUCAAAGCCACCCCUAAAACCUCAGAGCCCCAGUCCCCUGAGCUGACCUCGUGA